AUGAAUAACGCAUUGAUUGAUAACAUCAAAAGCAUACCGCCCGUGACCCGGUUCUUUACUAUAUCAACUGUUUUAGCAUGUCUCGGUGUCACUUCAUUUGAAGCAUUUCCAAAACUCUACAUCAACCUCAAUGCGGUGUUGCAAGACUAUGCCCUUGUACGCUAUGUGAUUCAAAAAGGAAGUACAUUUACGAUAUUGAGAACCAUUUCUUUGGUUGUUAUUGGAUGGUAUCGAUUUGUUACGUCGUUUUUGGUGCCCUCAGGGAUCAUGUCACCAAAUAGGAUCAAUGCGUUAUUUGACACGUAUUUUUUCUACACGUUUUCAAACCACUUGGAGGCCUACGAAGGUAAGUUCAAGGGAAAUUUCCCAGAUUACUUGUGGUUUAUUAUCCUUUGUGGUACAUGUAUUCAAAUAUCCAAUUUGUUCUUGGAUGCUGUAGCGGGAGACUACUCACCCGCCACGUAUUUCCCACAUGAGAAUUUAUUGGCCUGUUUGACAUAUGUUUGGUCAAGAAGCUUGAAGAAUGCAAGAAUUAAUUUGCUUGGACUUGUUCCUAUCAAGGCAUACUACUUGCCUUUGGGAAAUUUGAUUGUGAAAUUGAUUUUGGGUGGACCAGUUGCGUUGAUUGAUACUUUAGUUGGGAUCUUGAGUGGUUACUUGUACCUCUGUGUUCAAUCCAACACAAUGCCAUUGUACAAUUUAUUAUCAGGUGCUUAUGGCUUUAGAAAAAAGAGAAAUGUCGAGGGCCAAAGAGUGGGCUUGACCCAUAUCGACCAACGCGCCAGUUCAAACCUCCACGACUUUAUUGAGGACAGCAUAUACGACAAGGGUUAUCUAAAAGCACCCAAAUGGCUCUACUCCUUGUUGUCAUAUCCAUACCACACCUCAGUUCGUACUACGGCGUUUACCACGGCACCUGGAAAAGUGAACCCUGGAAUAAGAAGGGCCGUACUGCCACAACAACAAGCUGGACCUCAACAUUAUCAACAACAACAGCAGCAGCAACAACAACAACAUCAUCAUCAUCAAUCACAGUCUCACUCGCAUUCCCAAUCAACAGGAAGCUCUACAGGGUACUCUUGGUUUGGAGAGAGUGACGGCGCGUUUAAAGGCAAGGGCCAUAGACUUGGAGGAUGA
Messenger RNA from Lodderomyces elongisporus, 1137 nucleotides. RefSeq lists its product as uncharacterized. Gene Ontology annotation, biological process: endoplasmic reticulum unfolded protein response. The transcript has a single exon. Lineage: Eukaryota; Fungi; Ascomycota; Pichiomycetes; Serinales; Debaryomycetaceae. Bases 1 to 1137 code for a protein of 378 amino acids. The record is from RefSeq and is a predicted model, not a curated record. Gene Ontology annotation, molecular function: misfolded protein binding; ubiquitin-specific protease binding. Gene Ontology annotation, cellular component: Hrd1p ubiquitin ligase ERAD-L complex; endoplasmic reticulum membrane.